CACGCCAGGGGGCGCUGACGGCGGCCCCGUCCCCCGCAGGCGUUCGAGGAGCGGCACCUGGCCUCCCGCGACCCGGUGGCGCAGUUCGGGGCCUGGCUGGCGGAGGCGGCGCGGUGCCCGGCCGUGGGCGAGGCCAACGCCAUGUGCCUGGCCACCUGCAGCAGGGACGGGAAGCCCUCGGCCCGCAUGGUGCUGCUGAAGGGCUUCGGGCAGGACGGCUUCCGCUUCUUCACCAACCGCCAGAGCCGCAAGGGCAGGGAGCUGGACUGCAACCCCUUCGCCUCGCUCGUCUUCUACUGGGAGCCCCUCCACCGCCAGGUGCGGAUCGAGGGCUCGGUGCAGCGGCUGUCAGAGGAGGAGUCGGAGCAGUACUUCCACUCCCGCCCCAGGAGCAGCCAGAUCGGGGCCGUCGCCAGCCGGCAGAGCACCGUCAUCCCGGACCGGGAGUACUUGAUGAAGAGGAACGCCGAGCUGGAGGAGAAGUACCGGGACGCGACGGUGCCGAAGCCGGAGGACUGGUGAGCCGCCCGGUGCGCGUCCUGCGGUGGGAGCAGCCCGGGGCCGCGCCGCGGGGCCCCCCCACCGCC
This is a messenger RNA of Oxyura jamaicensis (ruddy duck), 587 nucleotides long. RefSeq names its product pyridoxamine 5'-phosphate oxidase (gene PNPO). The transcript is spliced from 5 exons. Gene Ontology annotation, molecular function: pyridoxamine phosphate oxidase activity; FMN binding. The record is from RefSeq and is a predicted model, not a curated record. Gene Ontology annotation, biological process: pyridoxine biosynthetic process; pyridoxal 5'-phosphate biosynthetic process. NCBI's taxonomy places the organism in Eukaryota, Metazoa, Chordata, Aves, Anseriformes, Anatidae. Bases 142 to 522 code for a protein of 126 amino acids.